AUGGCCAUCGACCUCGGCUACGGCAAGCACGUCUGGCAAAUCCCCUUUCGAAACCUCAACGACAUGUUCCUCAUCGGGCAGAUCACCGUCACGCUCGCCAUCUGCAGCCAAGCCUGGUCCAAGACCUCGUUUGCCAUCUCGCUUCUCAUGAUCCACGAUGGCAUACACGGCAAGACCAGGGUGUUUAUCUGGUUUGCCAUUGUGAGCAUGAACAUGCUGUUUGGCGUGUCGGCCAUGCUGUUUUGGGUUGGGUGCACGCCGCUGGAGAAGGCGUGGCAUCCGUUCAUGAGAGGGACUUGUUGGAGCCCGAAUGUGGUUAUCACUUAUGGAAUCUUUGCUAGUGCUUACUCUGGUGUGAUGGAUCUGGUUCUGGCUAUUAUUCCCUGGAAGAUUAUCAUGAACUUGCAGAUGCAGACAAGAGAGAAGAUUGGCGUGGCGUUGGCGAUGAGUAUGGGUGUUUUACGACGGGGUCACACUCGUGAUAUGGGGUAAUGCCGAGGCAGCAGUCACCAUCAUGGCCGCAUCAGUGCCAAUGCUUCGUGCAUUGGUACGAACUGUCAGGCCUUCGCGACGAAGGAACUAUUACUCAAGCUACAGCCGUUCGAGACGGACUGAGCGGUCGUCCAGGAGGGUUUACUACAACAAACCAAGGCGAGACUUGGUGACCAUGACUGGGUCGACGUGGACAGGUGGAUCGAGCAGCAGGACGUAUACCUAGUGAGUUAAUGCGGUAGGUAUUGGUCUCAACGGUUUAGAUAUAUAGGCGUCAACGGCGUACACAUAGAGUUCAGGUCGGGUUCGUUUUGUCAGUUCGAGGUUUAUAAGAACGUCGACUUGUUUUUCGUUACGAAAGAA
Molecule: messenger RNA, 855 nt
Organism: Podospora pseudocomata
Lineage: Eukaryota; Fungi; Ascomycota; Sordariomycetes; Sordariales; Podosporaceae
Exons: 3
Coding region: 1-492 (163 amino acids)
Source: RefSeq, a predicted model, not a curated record